Oppia nitens is the source of this 1257-nucleotide messenger RNA. Its product is annotated as serine protease HTRA1B-like. The record is from RefSeq and is a predicted model, not a curated record. Bases 1 to 1257 code for a protein of 418 amino acids. Gene Ontology annotation, molecular function: protein binding. The transcript is spliced from 4 exons. NCBI's taxonomy places the organism in Eukaryota, Metazoa, Arthropoda, Arachnida, Sarcoptiformes, Oppiidae.
AUGUCGGUUAGACAUAUCGUACGGCAAUUAUCUUUAUCUCUAAUAAAUUUUAAUGAAUUAAAGUCAUACCAACUGUAUAGUCAUCAUCAUCGGUGUCGACACCAUAACAACAACAACAACAGCCGUCUAUCUAUCAUCCGAUGUGCCCAUCAGUUAUCAAUUGAAAAGAUUGUCGACGAAUAUCAAUCAAAAACAGUUAAAAUAUUUGUUGACAGUUAUACCAACCGUGAGGGUCAUGGAGUCGGCUGUGUGGUCGACAGAAGCCGCGGUCUAGUGGUCACCUGUGCUCACGUUGUCGACGAUAUACGUGAAGUGACUGUUGAAUACAGACUGGCAGACCUAAAGUUAAGGGACGGCACCCGACCGGCACGGGUAGUGUAUGUCGAACCGCAAAACGAGUUGGCGCUCAUACAGAUCCAGUACCAACCCUAUGAUAGGCUACUGGCGCUGAACGGACUAACCGAUUAUGGCUAUAGUGCCGAACUAACAAAUUUUGGUGAAGAAAUACUGUGUUUAGGUUGUCCCAUGUCGUGGGCGUCGAUAGUACCGAUGACCGGCUGUAUAAUGUGUCCCAGAAGUUUACAAUCACAAAAAUUAUAUGAUAAAUAUCGGGAACCGGACAGUGUCCACUGUGAACAUAUUAGCGGUUUGGUGGCCGGCUUUUCCGGCGGUCCGGUCAUUGACGAAACUGGUCAGUUGGUCGGUGUUGUUCACUUGAAAACUGAUUACUUUAAAAACUUUAGCAUUACAUCCACACAAUUGUCGGAUUUUGUUGCCAAUGCUCAGGUGUUUUGUGACAAACAGUUGAAUAUCAAAAAAAGAUGGCAAUGGAUAAGAGAUAAACAGAUGCAUACACUGGUCAGUGGUAAUGAGUAUAACCAUCCCGGCCGUGUCGGUGGCGGCAGCGGACAACUGGGCAUCGAAAUCAGUUGGUAUAAUAAGUCGCUGAUGGAUAUGUAUAAAAAUUUAUGGCAAAAUGAGGGCCGAUUUGUCUAUAUUUAUCAACAUUACAAUGGAAAUGGUUUAAUAGUUUGGACAGUAGUUCACAGAACUAAAGAAAAUUUUACUCUCAAAGAGUUUGAUAUAAUUGUCAAAAUCAAUGGCAAUACUAUUUUAUCAAUUGAUGACAUCAAUAGAGCACUGGUAGCCAAUACUUCUAACAAUACGGUUGUGUUGACAGUCUUCAGAAAUGGUUUUAAUAUUGAUUGUCCCGUAACUAAAACUCAUCAAUUGUUUGAUGCAAUUAAUAUUAUUUAA